CACUCAAUGUCAAACUGAUUCCGGAACAAUUCCGGAAAGCUUCGGGACUCAAACCGAAGUGUCAUUGGCAUUGACCACGUGGUUGCGGUGUUUUGAUUUACUUCCCUUGAAUUUUCCUCUGAUUUUUUCUGAUUUUCUCAGCUAAUUGGGAAGGGAAAUUGUGUGAAAUGGAGGAAGAAGAUCAAGAGAGUAAUGUGAAUUUUAUAUCCUGUGUCUGCUUCGUGCGACAAGGCGUGGCAAAGGAGAAUCCCGCCAAGGCGACCCUGACUCAGGAGGAACUUGCGGAAGUGAUAAACGAGAUGAAAUCCGGGACUAGGGAUGAUGAGGAUGAUGACAGUGACGAGGAGGGAGAGAGAAUGGAAGUGGACACCGGAACAGGAAGAGGAGAUGAGUACAAUUUCGACGAUUACGAUGAGGAAGGAGGUCCAGUGGGUUUUGGAAUUGAUGGGGUUGUUGUAGCAGCUCCUGAGGAAAAUCUCGAUGAUGAGGAAAAUGACUCAGAAGCCGAAGAUGACAAGAUAAAGCAAGGAGACAAUUUGAUUCUCGUCGGCCACGUGGAUGAUGUCUGUGUCAACAUGGAAGUGUACAUCUGGAAUAAGGCAGAAGGGAGUCUCUAUGUCCAUCAUGAUUUCCUCCUCCCAAGCUUUCCCCUCUGCCUGGAAUGGCUCAAUCACGAUCCCUCAGCCAAUGAACCUGGAAAUCUCUGUGCGAUCGGAACAAUGGAGCCCAUUAUAACAGUUUGGGAUCUGGACAUUAGGGAUUCUCUGGAACCUAUUUAUAAGCUAGGUAGCAAGGGGAAUCGCAAGAAAAAGGAGCCCAAAUACGGUCAUAGAGAUGCUGUACUAGAUCUUGCCUGGAAUCAGGCUUUUCCCCAUGUUCUGGCCAGUGCAUCUGUCGAUCAAACCUGCAUCCUGUGGGAUCUGGACACUGGACAGCCAAACACGACCAUCGAGGUGUUUGAGGAGAAGGUGCAGUCUGUAAAAUUCCAUCCAACUGAAGCUCAUCACGUCCUCACGGGAUGCUGUGAUGGAUUUAUUAGGCUCUUCGAUUGCAGAGAUCCCUCCAGUCUCACUGAAUCCUUCAAGCGCUGGAAGUUAUCGGGAGAAAUCGAGAAGACCGUGUGGAAUGUUCAGGAUCCAACAUACUUUGCAGCUUCAACAAAUCUCGGAGAGAUUGCCUACUUUGAUUUGCGACAAAACACCCCAAUCUGGAAGAAAUCUGCUCAUUCGGAAGAAGUUUCUGGCCUCAUGCUGUCCCCGUCGAUUCCUGGCAUGAUGCUCACCACAUCCUCAGAUGGAAGUAUGAAAAUCUGGGACUACAAUCUCUCAGAUGCCAAAUUAAUUCACGAGGAAGAGAUGAAUAUUGGAAGGAUACACUCAAUGAGCUUCUCACCGGAAGAUUCUAAUAUUGUAGCCAUCGGGGGAGACAACAAAAAGCGCCAAUUCAGAGUUAUAGACGUUAUGGAGAGGGAUCAUGUCAGGAGAACGUUUGAAAAUCGAGCUUGAAAAGUUGGCGCCCAGGAAGUUUCGGAGCAAUACCGAAAACAAACAAAAAAAAAAUCACAAAAUGAAUUAUUUUGUGAUAUUUUUUAUCAGAAAUUGAGUAUUUCUCAUUAAAUAUACUUACUUCCAGACAAA
This is a messenger RNA of Phlebotomus papatasi, 1637 nucleotides long. It is a transcript of the gene nclb, whose product is annotated as periodic tryptophan protein 1 homolog. Gene Ontology annotation, molecular function: protein binding. The record is from RefSeq and is a predicted model, not a curated record. Gene Ontology annotation, cellular component: nucleus. The transcript has 3 exons. The coding region runs from base 168 to 1505 and encodes 445 amino acids. NCBI's taxonomy places the organism in Eukaryota, Metazoa, Arthropoda, Insecta, Diptera, Psychodidae. Gene Ontology annotation, biological process: rRNA processing.